UCACGUAUGAGAUGGUUGAAAUUUCUCAAAUGGUUUUAGUUUGCACAAUAUCGUCGAGAUGGCGUCGUCUUUGAGAUGCAUUUUAAUUAUGGAAUACUUCGGUAGAAUGCAUGAUACGCGAUACACGUUGUUAAAGGAGGUAUUUGUUGAGAAAUAAUAGAAAUUCUUUCGCGUUACAAUAAUACGUCUUUCUCUCUCUUUCUGUCUACAGUCUUUCUGUGUGCUGGUGUCGUUAAGUACCUUACGUCUAGCUCUCUUUCGUAGUGUGUGUGUGUUGUGUUUAUGUAUACGAAUACCUUAAAGAAUGCACGUAUGUGGCUUCGGCAUUACCAUUACGUCUUCUCAUCUUGGUAAAGUGUAUAAGUGUAUACUUUUUAAUUUAAAAUACAUGUUCGCGUCCAGUGUGUAAAAUUUUAAUCAAAAAAAUCGCCAAAACGAUGGACUGGUGAUGUAAAAAUCGACAAAUACCAUCGUAUAUUUAUCGGCUGACAGGUGCUUGAUGCUGGAAAACCAUGCCAUCUUAUAGAAAUAUAGCCAAUAUUCAAUCGCAAAAACCCAAACUAGAGGCGAAGCGUCCGGUCGAUAAGAUAAAAUAUUCCAUACGCGAUACCAAUGGCAACAUACCUGGAAAUAUAAAUUACAACGGUGUUGUUAACGAUACGAAGAAUUUUUUAAAUAAGAAACAUCAACAGCAACAAUAUUACUUCGAUAAUAAUACCAUAAUUACAAAUAAUUCAACGAGUAACCCUUCGUGUUUCACAUCGGUAACUCAAAACCAAGAAUGGUUACUGGAUUUGUGCUGUUCACUGCAGGAAUCUGCUUUGAAAGCUUUAAGGCUGUCUAAUGAGAAAUACGAAGCUACUUUGGAGCAGCUCAAGCAACAAGUGGUUGCUGAAGAUAAUACGAGCAGAGAUAACUUUUCUUCAGCCCAUCUCGCCUCAAACACCACCGGUGAACCCCCUCGAUCAGUAUCUUGCACCCGAAUCCAGCGCACCUGCAACGAUCCACCACCUCUACCACCACCUCGACACCUAGCAUGCCGACCACCACCUCUACCACCACCUCCUUCGCUGCAUCUACGGCAAAAGAUAUCCUCAUCCAGCACUCCAGCUCCAAAAUACCCUCCUCAAGUUACGUACCAUCAAUCACCACCCUUAUGCCAGAUCCCCAAUCCAUCACCAUCGAUGAUAUCCUGCUCUUCAGGCUGCAGCAGCGUACUAGACAAACACCCCAUUAAACCAUACGACUACCGGAAUUCACCUUCGUCUGGAUUCUACUCUUGUUCAGCCGGUUCACCGAGUCCAUCGAGUGUAUCUUCAGAACUAGACAAUUCAACUCACUCACCUGGUCAUAAUAGCGGCGCAAAUUGGUCACAUAACCUUCCACCAACUCCUUGUUCUCCUCUACUGGUAACACAAUUUGUAAAAAGCACCCAGGUUCCAAGACCUUUGCUGCAAACCGCCUCAGCACCACCUGUUGCCCCCACCAAAGACCCUCCAAAUUACGCCAGUGCCAUGCAGCAACGUAUCGAUACACCUCCGGCAGUAACCCCUCCUCCUCAUCCUCCAGUCCAGCAUCAUUCUCCUAUACCCGAACGCAAACAAUGCAAGCAACAGAAAGACUGUAAAGUUCGCAAUUAUUCGUCCCAAGCUUUUAAGUUCUUCAUGGAGCAACGAGUCGAAAACGUGCAUAAAUCAUGCAGACAACGUAUCUUUAGACGAGUCCAGCUGGAGAAUGAAAUGGAGAAGAUUGGUUUGAGCGAUGAGACUCGCGAUCAGAUGCGUAAGAUGUUAUGCAAGAAGGAAUCCAAUUAUAUUCGACUGAAACGAGCCAAAAUGGAUAAAUCCAUGUUCACCAGUAUCAAAGUCAUCGGAGUGGGGGCUUUUGGAGAGGUGGCUUUGGUUCGGAAAACCGAUACUAAUCAUUUGUACGCGAUGAAGACGUUACGAAAAGCGGAUGUGCUCAAGAGGAAACAAGUAGCUCAUGUUAAAGCUGAGAGGGAUAUUUUGGCCGAAGCUGAUAACGAAUGGGUGGUCAAAUUGUAUUAUUCUUUUCAGGAUAACGACAACUUGUAUUUUAUAAUGGAAUAUAUUGCUGGAGGUGAUCUGAUGUCUUUACUCAUCAAAUUUGGUAUAUUCGAAGAAUCUUUAGCGAAAUUUUAUUUAGCAGAACUGACUUGUGCUGUAGAAAGUGUCCACAAAAUAGGUUUCAUUCAUCGAGACAUAAAGCCAGAUAAUAUUUUGAUCGAUCGAGACGGUCACAUCAAACUUACAGACUUUGGUCUCUGCACAGGGUUUCGAUGGACACACGACUCCAAAUACUACAAUAAUGAUGGUCACAAUCGCGACAACUCUUUGGACUUGGUUGAUAAUAUGUGGAAUCAAGGCAGCACUGUGAAUUGUAAAUGUUCCCAGUCCAAACCACUGGAAAGGAGACGACGUCGAGAACAUCAAAGAUGUCAAGCCCAUUCUUUAGUCGGAACACCUAACUAUAUAGCUCCUGAAGUCCUCCUCAGAACUGGCUACUCGCAACUUUGUGAUUGGUGGAGCGUAGGUGUAGUUUUAUACGAAAUGCUGAUAGGAUCGCCGCCAUUUUCAGCUGAUACCCCUACUGAGACUCAAUAUAAGAUAAUAAAUUGGAAAAGUACCUUGAAAAUACCACCCAACUGCGAAGUAUCUGCCGAAGGAAUAGAUUUAAUUUUGAAGUUAUGCACGGGCCAAGAUCAAAGAUUAGGUAAAAACGUCGACGAAAUAAAGAAACAUCCGUUCUUCUCAGAUAUUAAUUUCGAAAACGGAGUACGAAAGAUUACACCACCCUAUAUUCCUACCAUACAUUAUCUCACCGAUACCUCCAACUUCGAUCCUAUCGAUCCUGAGAGUCUUCACGAGUGUAAUUCCGUAACAUCUGAUUUUUCCGAGGCAUCGGAUGAUGGUAAACCAUUCCAUGGAUUUUUCGAAUUCACUUUUAGACGAUUUUUCGACGAUACCGGAGGUGGUGUGCCAUUUCGAACGAAGAUCACGCCCGAAGAAAGUGAUAAUCGAAUUGCCAUUUAUGUUUAAAAGUGAUGAUCUUUUUUCUCGAAAAAAAAAGAUAUUCUUAGUUGAAUUUUCAUGUGAUAGUAUUGCAAUAUUAUAGGAUUAAGUUUUUUUUUUUGUGAAAUAAUUGUAUUGAUUUAGUACUUAUUUUUUUCUUUAAAAAAAGGUAAAUAUGUAUUAUAUAAAGGUGCUUAAAAAGCACACGUGUUUUUAUGUAGGAAAAUUUUUUAAAUUAAAAUCGACAAAUGAUAAAUAUUUUAUCAUUUCGAAAAUACAUAUUAAAAUGAUGAAAUUA
Messenger RNA from Planococcus citri (citrus mealybug), 3330 nucleotides. RefSeq names its product serine/threonine-protein kinase LATS1-like. Gene Ontology annotation, biological process: positive regulation of apoptotic process; peptidyl-serine phosphorylation; hippo signaling. Gene Ontology annotation, molecular function: ATP binding; protein serine/threonine kinase activity. Bases 513 to 3059 code for a protein of 848 amino acids. The transcript is spliced from 8 exons. Lineage: Eukaryota; Metazoa; Arthropoda; Insecta; Hemiptera; Pseudococcidae. The record is from RefSeq and is a predicted model, not a curated record.